GCGUCUGUCAGUUGUCUGUUCUAAGCUUCUCUAUUCUAAGUUUUUCUAAUCUAAGUUUCUCUAAUCUAAGUUUGCUUGAAGUUCAACGGCAUAAUCGACCCCGCAUAUUCUGCGCGAACCCAUGCGGGCGGAUUGUUCCUACUGAUAUAUAUGGGCGCUCAACUACCGCAUUGGGUAAUGCAGGUUGCCUGAACUGCCAGCUCUCGAAAGUACUCGACUUUGGACCGACUUUGUCCUCCUUUCCUCCUCCCCUCCCCCUCUCUUCACCCUCCCGCUCGGUGUUUCGCCUGUAUGCAACGACGCACAGGCAAGCCCGCACCUCACAUCUCACCUCCACUCACGCCGUCACACAUGGGCGGCAGCAACCUGAACUCUUUGAGCGAAAAGGCUCCCUCCCGACUCGCCCAAAAGUCUUUUGGCGUCACAAAUCGAAUAUGGCUUAUCCUCGCGCUAUUCGUUUCUCUCAUUCUCUUCACGCGAUUCGUUCUUCCGACGGAGCAGCCCUCGAAUUCGAGACAUCGGUUGUUGCAUUCGGAUUUGAAGCCCAAGAAUUAUCUGAAUGGGAGUUCGUUGGAAGGAGAAGAGAACCCGUUUGCGUUUUGUCCUGCGUUGGGACCUGGCGAUGAGCUUGCGCAGAAGUAUGAUCCUAUGUUGCUGGCGAAGACGAGGUUUCAUCUUGGAAGUGGGGCGAGAGUGCAGAGAGUGAUCACUAGGGCUUUGUCGGGACAUCCGGUCACUAUUAGUGUUGUCGGUGGUUCAGAUGUGAUAACACCCCAUCGCUGCGUUCUUAUCUGAAUAUGUCUUCCGUUGGGUGGCGUACGAUGUGAUCAUCCUCAACGAACCUGAGCUCACGAUGGGCUGCUGUACUUCAAAUAUACCCAUGUCUCAAUUAUGCCGCUUCUUCGUUUACUGAUACGUUUGACCCCUUAGUAUCCGCUUGCCACGGUGCAGGCGACGACCCUCUAUCACCCACCUGCUAUCCAUCACGGUUCUUCAGCUGGUGGAACGACGUCUUCCCUCACCCGGCAUCCGAGCUCACUAAUGGGGCUAUGCGUCGUACAAACUCGCAAUAUUUCUCCUUUUGCAAUGCCCAUCAUGUCCCUGACGUCACAGAUCUUGUCAUUGUGGAAUUAGACGUGGACGACGAGUUGGAUGCCUCGUCAAUGGAGAACUUUGAGCUUCUUAUUCGGUCCCUGUUGCUUCGUUCAGACCAGCCUGCUGUAAUAAUUCUCGGUCAUUUCAGUCCGCAAGUUCAAGAAUCGAAUGGCUUCCUCGGCCCCGACCAUUGGCAUAGCGUCGUCGCACAGUUCUACGACGUUCCGCAUAUCAGUGUGAAACCUUUGUUGUAUGAUCAGUACAUGUCCGAGCCCACUUACGUUCUUCGGAAAUACUAUGCCGACCCUAUCCUGGCUAACGCAGCCGGCCACGAAGUCAUCGCAGACGUCCUCAUCUCCUAUUUCCAGUCACGAACAUGCGCUGCUUGGGCUUCUCUCACUGGCACUGCUUCCGAAGCCCUCUUAGGUCCUGGGGUACCUUUCGCACCUGGCAGCAAAAUCGCUGGCGCGAAAGUGCCUACCGAUGCCAAGGGUAUAUUUGGUGGUAUAGGUCAGAGGAUUGGUGCUGCCGGAGCCGCUGCUUUUGAACCUUUGGUCCUACAUGGCGAUGAUGAUGAUGAAGUUGACCCUGUUGUCAACAAGAACCCUGCACCGGGCAAUGUUGAAAAUCCGAAGCAAGCGGAGAAUAAUGUUCGACAAGCUGUUCCUCAACAGAAUCAGAUCAACCAACUGCUUUAUCCACACUUCCGUGUGCCCCCAUCUCGAAUCAAUGCCAGACCAUCUGAUUCACCGCCUCCAGAGGUCUCGCCGUUUUGCGUCUCCGCCAAUGAUCUCGUGAAUCCUCUCCCUGCUUCUCUCUUUACUGGCUCUGGAACAGGCUGGAGCGUGUAUCAUCCUGCACCGGGGAGUGCGAAACUUUCAUCACAUGCGCACUAUUGGUACUCCAGCUUGCCUACGAGUAGACUGAGAGUAAGCGUGCAAGUGAGUACAGGGGAUAUCGGGAUUUAUUACUUGAAGGAACCGGUUAGUGGAGUGGGUGAGGGAAGUGCGGUGGAGUGUUGGGUUGAUGAUAAUUAUCAGGGAGCACUGUUGAUUGAGAAUGCGGCUAAUAUUGGAGAGUCUAAACCUGCGCUGGAGAUGAUUGACCAUAACGUUAUUGCGGGUUCGCAUUUCGUCGAAUGUCAAUUGACAGGCGAGGAAGACGAUAGGAACGUUCCGCCCUUCAAGAUCAUCGGAAUCUUCGCCUCAUAAUACAACCAACCCUAUUGUGGCUGCUCGUCGCUCAUGCCCAAACUUACGAGGAUUUCACGCUCCAUACGUAACAUCCAAGAGGUCUGAUUUCCCAAGCAAGACGUCAUCACGCACAAACACAUAUCUACUUCUUCGACGCCAAGGACUGAUCGACCUCGUUGCACUCGUUUCAUAGACGCACUCGUUUUUAGAAUGCCCUACUACAGCUGGCUCUCGGGAAGCAUUUCAAGUUCCUCCUCGCAUUUUCGUUCGUCAUUACAUUAUAUACCAUAGUACUAAAGAACUUUUUCUUAUGUAUGGAUUUCUGAAUGGUUGGCUUGUACGUAUGGGCUGAAGUACAGACUAGGAUUCUCAUUGAGGAUGAAUUGGCAACGAAUUGGGUUUGUGAACCUACGUGAUCGGUGACUUGUGAUCGAGCGAUCUUUGCAGAAAACCUUC
Messenger RNA from Somion occarium, 2744 nucleotides. The record is from the annotation of a GenBank genome assembly. NCBI's taxonomy places the organism in Eukaryota, Fungi, Basidiomycota, Agaricomycetes, Polyporales, Cerrenaceae.